GCUAAGGCAUUUUGAUCCUACAGCUGCUUUUUCUAAGCCACAGAGCAAAAAGCUCAUCAGCUUUAGAUUUAAGGCGACAGGGGAGCAUUUUAACAAUGGCAACUUUCAGCAUCACCACUGAGGAGAAUUCAAAGGAGAAUCAGCACCAUGACAACAUGAAGUCACAACUGGAAGGCCGCACGAACAGACAGCCAGAAGUGUUGUGCGACUCCUGCAUGGACAGCCCCAGCAAAGCACUAAAAUCCUGCCUGACCUGUCUGGUUUCCUUCUGCGACGUCCACCUCAGACCUCAUCUGGAGAACGUCAAAUUCCAGAGCCAUCGUUUGGUGGAUCCCCUUCAUGAGAUCAACACGCUGACGUGUGAGGUUCAUCAUGUUCCCCUCACCAGCUUCUGCCUUCUGGACAGCUGCUGCUUGUGUCUGGACUGUGAAAGACAGGAGCACGAAGGGCACCAAGCCAAGUCUUUGGAGGCGGCUCGAACACAGAUUGAGACAGAGCUUCAGAAGAAACACAAAGAGAUCAGUCAGAAUGUGGCUGCUGUAGAAACAGCUAUUGGAAAACUGCAGCACAACAGUGACCUAGUUAAGUCCUCAGUGCAGGAGGUUGGUGCUGUUAUUGAGCAGCAGUUCAGCAGGCUGCAGGCGUGUGUAGAGGAGGCCAGGAAGAGGGCUGAGCUGAUGCUGGAAGGAGAGCAGAGUCUGGUCUGCAGACAGACAGAAGGUGUCCAGGCACAUCUGGAGCAGAGGAGGGCAGAGUUGGUGAAAACAGUAGCUGAAAUACACAAACUGUCCGAGAGCAAGUCUGACGCUGAUUUUCUGAAGAAGUACUCAGAGUGGGAGAAAGGAGCGGUAGACGUGUGUACGCCUGCUGUGCACAUGAAUCGGACGGAUUAUCUGCACUCAUAUGGCCGAGCGGUGGCUGACGUUACGCAGGAGCUGUGUGACCUAGUUUUACAUUCCUACAGUGAAAAAAUGAGCAUGGUGUGCAAAAAUGGUGAAAAAUCCUCAAUAACAGAACCCCAACCUUCCUCCCAGCCUGAGCCUGAGACAAGAGAAGACUUUCUGCAAUACACAAAGAGUUUGACCUUUGACCCAGACACCACCCAUCAUUUUCUACGUAGAACAGAAGACCACAGAAAACUGACCAACACCAGCCCCUGGCAGCACAGCUACCCUGACCACCCCAGUCGCUUUAAACAUUGGCGUCAGGCCAUGACCUCGGAGGGCCUUUACAAAGGAAGACAUUAUAUUGAAGCAGAACUGAGUGGGGAGGGUGCGCAUGUUGGUGUCACCUACAAGAGUAUCGAUCGCAAAGGGGAGCAAAGUAGCAGCUGCAUCACUGGGAAUGAUUCUUCUUGGUGCAUAGGACGAGUUGGCUGGGGGGGUUCUGCUUGGCAUGCAGGUGAGGCAACAGCUUUGGAAGUCACUAAUAUCACCAGGAUCGGUUUAUAUGUGGACUUUGAUCAAGGCUUUGUGUCUUUCUAUAGUCUAACAGGUCCCAUGAAGCUGCUCCAUACUUACAUGACUAACUUUAUAGAGCCCCUUUAUGUAGCAGUCUGGCUGUCAAAGAAAGACAAUGCAGUUUCUCUGGUUUUAUGA
Messenger RNA from Nematolebias whitei (Rio pearlfish), 1598 nucleotides. RefSeq names its product tripartite motif-containing protein 16. Gene Ontology annotation, molecular function: protein binding; zinc ion binding. The record is from RefSeq and is a predicted model, not a curated record. The transcript is spliced from 6 exons. Bases 96 to 1598 code for a protein of 500 amino acids. Lineage: Eukaryota; Metazoa; Chordata; Actinopteri; Cyprinodontiformes; Rivulidae.